AUGGCUUUGUACCUGAAAACCGUUCGUCGUCAGGAUAAAAGCACGCGUGAUUACGUGGUACAUGCCGGUACCGGCGUUCCGUCGGCGGAUCAACCGAAACGAAACGCGGGUUACGACGGCCUAAGAGAUGUUGCGCUGAUGUCGGCUGGAUGGACCAAUUAUUCUGUCGCUGGUGGUGACGACGAGGGCCCAGUCUCGGUUGGUGGAGACGACGUGCCGGCGUGUACAAACUGCAAGAGGAGGAAGCUGCGCUGCUCGCGCGAAACACCAACCUGUGGCCAUUGUUUGCGACUGUCAUUCCUCGAACGGAUCCUUUUGGAUGCUAAUGGAGGUAUUCGACCACAGUUUAAUGUUGAUGAUGUGACGCCAAAGGACCAUGGCUCGCAUCCUCAGCAGAUCAACCAGGCAUCCAAAGCGGAUGUUGAAGAGACUCAUGUCACUCGAACAGACUCCCAACAACGACAUGUGGGGAGCACAGUAGAGGAGAGUCCAAGCGUACAGAUGCCUGGAGAUCAUAUCGCCAAUCCAUUGAAGCGACGAUUUGAGCAGCACUCUGCCCCAAACUGGCUCUACUUCCAAGAAGACGUGGACAUCGCGCAAUCCCUACCUUCUCAACCGCUACUAGAAAAGGUUGCGGACUUCUUCUGCAUCUCCUUUCACCAUUGGAUCCCUUUUUUAAACAAGAGACGGCUCCAAACCAGGGUCCGAGAGGGCGUCAGAGAUGCAGGGACACAAAUCGUCCUACACGCCAUAGUCGCCAUAUGUUUGCGUCACAUGGAGCGAGACGCCUUGUUUCUUGACGAAGACGAAGUACGUCAACAGACGAAGCUCUCAUGUGCGCUCGUGGAGACGCAUGCGUUGCGUAAUGUGUCUGUCGAGAGUCUACAAGCCCUCAUCUGUCUCGUGUUCAGUUUUCUCAACGAUGGUCAAACAAAUAGGGCAUGGCCGUUGAUAGGAUCGCUUACCAGGACGAUUGAUUACCUACAGCUUACUACCGAGCCAACUUCAUCACAGUCGGGGUCGUUGAUGACUCCUGUGCGCCUGGUACCCCCUUCAAAUGAUUGGACGGAGCUGGAAGAGCGUCGGAGGCUUUUUUGGAUAGUGUUUCUCCUCGAUCGCUUCUGUAGCGUAUCGACCGGAUGGAACACUAGCCUUACAGCUGACGACGUUCAUCGUAGACUACCAGCAGAUGGAGGGUACUUUACGCGAGAAGAGCCCGUGAUCACCCCAUUCUUCGGUAUCUGGAACAAAGCUGCCGCGAGAAUUGGACGGUCUCUGGCCCACGUUCCCCCUCAGUACAACGAGGAAGACCCGGCAGUGGAGCAACAUGGUGGUAUUGGUGCAAGUCCGAGCUCGGCAAAUGGCUUCAUUGAUGCAUCGAAACUGGGUGCGUUUGCUUACUGUGUAGAAGCGACCGAGAGUCUAAGCCAGGUCACAACUUUCUUCCUACAACAGCGCAUCAAUUGGCAAGACAAGGAACAUGCUAUCAGCUGGCUGACGCGAUUCAAAGAGCUGGACCUGAGGCUGGUGAAUUGGAAGAUCUUCCUGCCUCCCCGGUGGAAGGACUCAAAUAUAUCCUCGGACACUACAGUCAUCGACAUGGAUCCGAACCUGACACUUGCACAUAUCACGCACAAUACUUCCAUGAUAUUGCUGCACCAUCCUAUCGCCUACCCCGCUUCAGCAUGGAAAGACUAUGUUGCUUUACCGAAAGAAUGCAGCGCUCAGACUUGCGUGCUAGCUGCCGUGGAAACAUCAAACAUUGUCGACAAAUUUCUCGCGCAUACCCUGAUACCAUUCGUGAACGUCCAAUUCGCAUUCUGCGCAUACAUAGCAGCCAAAGCCCUGCUUUUCGAACACCAAAGCACAAAACGACCCCUUCGACCCGAAUUCCAGAAUCUGAUCCGCGACCUGUGGGAAAUGUCAUCAAGAUGGAGGGACAAAGCCGAGCGUAGCAAAGGCACGACAGACGUCGAACCCGGCAAUCAGCCUGGUACCUACGCUGCAAAUCUCGAGCGACUGUUGGACGCCUGUCAGCACGACACACUUUUCAGAUUCAACUUCUACGACCACUCCAGCCUCUCAGCCGACGCCCAGUCUCAGCUCAGCCCAGCCUACGUAUCCACACCAAACUCACACUGCCGAUCUGGCACCCUCUUGCACGAACGCAACCAAAUGUCCCACCACGCCCGUUCACACAGCCUAAACGACCCCCAACCCACGCCCAACGCAAUAAGGAGACACUCCACCAUCACCACCCGCACCGAGCCCGCAGCAUCGCCAGCCCUCUACGAACAGCAGCAGCGUGGAAGCCUCAUACCAGGCUCUAUGCUCUCACCCGGAACAAUCCCACCGAUAUACACGCCCCAACAGAGUUUAAACACUUACAACGCCCCGCCCAUGUACCACACCGCCCCCAACACAGCGCCCACACCCGGCUCCACAGCACCCUAUUCCGCUGUUGGCGGCACGGGAAAGCAUCACAGCGUGCAAGAUCAGUCUUUGAUCAAUUUGUCGGACGCCUUCAUGGAUGCCCAGUUUCUGGAUAUGGAUCGUGUGAUUACGUUUGAGGAUGCGAAUUUUCUGUUGCCGGGGGAUGCGUUUAGGUGGCAGUAG
Plenodomus lingam JN3 is the source of this 2616-nucleotide messenger RNA. The record is from RefSeq and is a predicted model, not a curated record. Lineage: Eukaryota; Fungi; Ascomycota; Dothideomycetes; Pleosporales; Leptosphaeriaceae.